AGCACACCAUCACCAACCACUCUCUCUCUCUUUUUAGCCUUUUCUCUCCCUCUUCCCCUUCUUCAUCCUCAAAUCAUUUCAAAUUUUGUUCUCUCUGUCUUUAAUGGAACCUACAAACUCUUAACUCUGUUCUUCUUCUUCUUCUUCUUCUUCAUCAACAUCAAUUUCCAUUUCCAUUUUCAACCUCAGCGAAUUAGAGAAAAUUUUGAAGACGAUGAUUGCCGACGAGAUUGAUUGUGGGAAUUUCUUCGACCAUAUUGACGACCUUCUUGAUUUUCCUACUGAAAACCUUGACGAUGUUGCCUUCACUAACGUCGCCGCCUUCCCUCCCAUUUGGACUACACAUUCCGACUCCUUGCCAUCCGCCGUCGUCGACCCGGUGUUUUCCGCCGAUACUGGUGACUCUGGCCUCUCCGCUGAACUCCCUGCUCCGUACGAUGACAUGGUUCAAUUGGAAUGGCUAUCAAAUUUCGUCGACGAUUCCUUCUCCGGCGCCGGAACCCUAACCAUCAACACCUCCUCAUUAUCGCCGUCGAACCAAUUCCACACCUCAAGUCCAGUCUCCGUUCUCGACAGUAGUAGCAGCAGCAGCAGCAGCUCCAGCUCCGACGAAAAAAAAGCCCUAGCCACGGCGGCUGGUAGACGAGGCCGCGCUCGCAGCAAGCGGCCUCGGCCGCCGUCUUUCAUUCCCCGACCACCGCAACUCAUAUCGCCAACGAAUUCAGGCGGUAAGGUUUCAUCGGAAUCCGAUAACUACGCCGAAUCCUGUUCUCCUCCUCCACCCGCGAAGAAACCAAAGAAGAUCAAAUUAUCGUACCGACGAGAUCAAAACGAUGCGUUUAAUCCACAAGGCGUGAGGAAAUGCUUACAUUGUGAAGUGACGAAGACGCCGCAAUGGAGAGCAGGGCCAUUAGGACCUAAAACUCUCUGUAACGCUUGCGGCGUCCGGUACAAAUCCGGCCGCCUUUACCCGGAGUACCGGCCCGCAGCGAGUCCGACAUUUGUCCCCUGUUUACACUCCAAUUCGCAUAAGAAGGUUCUCGAAAUGAGAAUCAAACAAGUUGAAAAAGGGGCGGGGUUCACGGCGGAGGAGUCGCCACCGGAACUCAUUCCGAAUACAAACAGCGGUAUUAUCCUCGGGUACGUUUGACCGGAAAAACCCCUUUUCGCCGCCAUCCGCCCCGUCGCCGCCCUCUCCAUUCCUUUAUUUUUUUUUAUUUACUGAAUUACUUCAUGUAUUUUUUUUAGUGGUUAUUGUACAGGGAUGGAUUGGGAGUAAACUGAAAGAAAUAGAUACAAAAUUUUAGGGUUUAGGGAGAGAUAUAUAUGAAGGCUAAAAAGGACUAGGGUUUUUAGUUUGUUUAAUUGCUAUUAGGUCCUUCAUAAGUUUAUUAUUAGAUAUUGGUUUAUGGAUUUUUUUUCUUUUCUUUUUCUUUUCUUGGGGAUUUCUUAUUCUUUUGUUUCAUUUUCAUCCAUGUUUAUUUAUCAGGAAAUUCUUUUUGCAGUUUAAAUAGUAGUGAAAAGUGAUGGAAA
Messenger RNA from Benincasa hispida (wax gourd), 1533 nucleotides. Its product is annotated as GATA transcription factor 8-like. Gene Ontology annotation, cellular component: nucleus. Gene Ontology annotation, molecular function: zinc ion binding; sequence-specific DNA binding. Gene Ontology annotation, biological process: cell differentiation; positive regulation of DNA-templated transcription. NCBI's taxonomy places the organism in Eukaryota, Viridiplantae, Streptophyta, Magnoliopsida, Cucurbitales, Cucurbitaceae. The record is from RefSeq and is a predicted model, not a curated record.